AUGAACACCGGAGCUAACGAGGUACCAGAGACGGUUCUGGCUAGCACAGUAGCCAAGCCAUUCAUCGAGGAAUUGCGUCAGGGUCUUGAGAAACUCGAUCGAAAGCCCAAGCUGGUUGGAUUUUUGGCCAAUUCAGAUCCUGCUGCUGUCAAGUAUGCUGAUUGGACGAAGAAGACUUCUGAGGAAAUUGGUUUCGAGUACGAACUAAGAACUCUGGAUAAGGAAGAUUUGGAAGAAGGCAUUCUCCAAGCCAAUGAAGAUGACUUGGUUGACGGUAUUAUGGUAUACUUCCCUGUUUUUGGCAACCGUCAAGAUCAGUAUCUGCAACAAGUGCUCUCUCCACAGAAGGAUGUUGAAGGCUUGAGUCAUAUCUACAUCUCCAACAUGUAUCACAACAUUCGAUUCCUUGAUAAGGAAAAGACCCAGAAGAGUAUUCUGCCAUGUACCCCAUUAGCAAUUGUCAAGAUUCUCGAGCAUUUGGCUGUAUACAACUCGGUUCUACCAUAUGGUAACCGUUUAUAUGGCAAGACAGUGACUGUCAUUAACCGUAGUGAGAUUGUCGGUCGUCCUUUGGCAGCUCUUUUGGCUAACGACGGUGCCACUGUGUACUCAGUAGAUGUUACAGGAGUUCAGAAAUUCACUAGAGGUGAAGGAAUCAAGCAAAUUAAACACCACGUAGCUGAUGUUGACACCGAUUGGAAAGAAGCAGCUGCUCAGUCCGAUGUUAUCAUUACAGGUGUUCCAAGCCCUGAUUAUAAGUUCCCUGUCGAGCUCACCAAAUACGGAGUUGUAUGUAUCAACUUUUCUAGUGAGAAGAACUUUGGACCAGAGGUGAAAGAGCACGCUGCUCUCUACGUGCCCUCUAUCGGCAAGGUCACCAUUGCCAUGCUUUUGCGAAAUUUGCUUCGUCUGAUAGAUAACAAGAAGCAGCGUUCUCUAUAG
Molecule: messenger RNA, 942 nt
Organism: Sugiyamaella lignohabitans
Lineage: Eukaryota; Fungi; Ascomycota; Dipodascomycetes; Dipodascales; Trichomonascaceae
Gene: MTD1
Product: methylenetetrahydrofolate dehydrogenase (NAD(+))
Exons: 1
Coding region: 1-942 (313 amino acids)
Biological process (GO): purine nucleobase biosynthetic process
Cellular component (GO): cytosol
Molecular function (GO): methylenetetrahydrofolate dehydrogenase (NADP+) activity; methylenetetrahydrofolate dehydrogenase (NAD+) activity
Source: RefSeq, a predicted model, not a curated record